Hippocampus zosterae (dwarf seahorse) is the source of this 6846-nucleotide messenger RNA. RefSeq names its product trichorhinophalangeal syndrome I (gene trps1). Gene Ontology annotation, molecular function: zinc ion binding; DNA-binding transcription factor activity; RNA polymerase II transcription regulatory region sequence-specific DNA binding. Bases 2372 to 6541 code for a protein of 1389 amino acids. Gene Ontology annotation, biological process: regulation of transcription by RNA polymerase II. The record is from RefSeq and is a predicted model, not a curated record. Gene Ontology annotation, cellular component: nucleus. Lineage: Eukaryota; Metazoa; Chordata; Actinopteri; Syngnathiformes; Syngnathidae. The transcript is spliced from 11 exons.
AAAUGCAUAACCCUGUAAAGGAAUUCAGGAAGAUUGCUCCGGAAAACAAUAGCGUGUAAUGAAAUGCAUCGACUUACUCCUUACCUCAGUUUGUCUGCUUUUAGUGUUGAUCUGACGCCCAAAGAAAAGCUUGUCUUGGUUGCUGUGGGUUAACGUUGUCAUGUUGAGAAAAAGUGAUCAAGUGUGUUUCAGCAUCUUGAAUCCUUGAAAGUCCGAAUGUCCAAUGAAAAUCACGGGCCUCCACAUUUUGUGGGUUUCUUUUGUACAUCGUCCACAAAGCCACAGAAAGUCAUUUGUUUAGCCUUAGUGAAACAUUUUCAAGCACGUUUCAACACCUAUUAAGUCUCCGUAAUUAUGACUCAAAGCCUCGGCUUUCAAAUUUGCCUGAAUUCAGGAUAGGUCAACUUUGCUAGUUUUAUCUGUUUAAACUUGUGGAGUUGGAGGAAGUUUGGUUGAGUAACCUACAUUUUGAAAAAUAAGCAAGAAAACUCAUGUGUCCAAUGAAACGCCCGGAAGUCCAUGUUCUGUGCAUUUUCUGCAAUUAAAAAAAAAAAAUCCCUGUUUUCUUUUUCUCUUUUUAUUGGACAGUGACGGAAUGCAUCCGCAGAUGAACAUUUGCGGUGGUGAAAACGUUUUCAAGUUCAUUUCUGCAUAUUCGAGUAUUGAAAAUAACGUAGCGUCCGAUGAAAGGCUUGUACAUUAAUUUUUUUGGGGGGGGGCAUCUAAAAUUUAAAAAAUAAAUCCAGCUGUUUUUCUUUGGGCAGUGAUGAUACGCAUCUGUGGUAACCCUUUGGAGUUGGGGAAAAAAGUAGUGACUUUAAAUAAUGGCAAAUUAGUUCUCAAAAGCGUCGUGUCUCAUGAAAAGGAGUUUUUUGUCCCAAACUGACAGAAAAUAAGCAGGCCAUGUUUGUCUUUUCAUUUGACGGCGACAAUAAAGAUCCUCUGGCGUGGUGAAAAAAAAUGUUUCCGGUAUAAGCAUUUAAAAAAAUAAAUAAAGUUGAGUUUAAUCAUGGAAAAUCAGUAUUAUAUCCAUGGUGUCCUCAAUACUCGGCUACUUUCUUCAUGUUUAUAUUGUAAAUUGUGGCUGUAUCUCCAAAUUUUGCAAGAUUUUGUCCAUCAAGACAAAAUAUUGUAACUUAAUUGAUUAUAUUCCCACCCAAAUAUCUGUGUAUUGAAAUGCAACCAGAUUGACGUAGUCACAGUUCCUCAGGGCUCAGUGUUUAGCCAACUUUUUUUUUAAUGGACUUUGUCGUGUAGCCUAACCUUCUCACACGUUUCUCAGCGUCCCGUUAAAAAUCCACCACACCGAAAGUAUCUCUAUCAUAAUGUCAAAUAUUGCUACUUUUCCGUCCAGGCGCUGGAUGUUAUUGUCUCACGGCCUUGUUCGAAGCCACUAUUAAACCUCAAACCAGUUGAUGACCUCUUAAAUAGAACGUCUGCUUAUAAAACGCUUUCCCGUAUGUGUGUGUGGGAUAGAACACAGCACUUUUGUGUGUGUGUGUGUGUGUGUGUGUGUGUGCGCGCGCUCGCAUUAUGGAGACAACCACGGAUUACUCAUAUGGCUGCAAGAUGUGAAGCCUCUGCGGUGCAACUGGGCCGAGGAGAAAGUUUUCUGGUCGCGUGGGAGAAAAAGUGCGAGGGUCUCGGACACGGGAGCGAGUAGGGGAAAGUCGCAGGCGCUUGGAAUGCAUCUCGCCAUCAUUUUAUUGACGGUUUGACGCGCUGUACGACACGGAGGAACAACUGUAGUGAUUUUGCGGGCUGCCGCGCGUUUGUCUUUUGGUCGCUUCCGAGCAGCUCAGCGUUGCGGGGGGAGGACGGUGGGGAGCGCAAGUAGACAUUACUCCUGGCCCGUUCAACUUUUGAGGCUGAAUGGCGGUGACCACGAUCCCAUUGGAGCUUCAUGAAGCACGACACUAGGUGCUGAAGGUGACUUCCCCCCCUUUCACAAAAAUCAACAAGUACGGAUCUAAACCAGAAGUGAGACUGGACCGCCACCUGUUUUAGAACUUCUCCCGAGGAUCUACAACACGCUCCAUCGGGCUGCGACGCAUAACAGCACCAGCAGCAGUGGACCAGAGCGAGCGGAUGCCAUGUGGAGUUUAAGACCCUCCUAAAGCUCCCCCUCACCCCCUCUUUCCCCCCCUCCCAAAUAAAAAAAAAAAAGAAAGCUGAAUGUUUGGCCGCCAUGGACCUGCGUGGAGUUAUGCGGCCUUGCUGAGAAAGGAGAGCUUGGAUUUAGCCUGAGCUCCUGUUACUUUUUUUUUAACCCCCCCCCCCCCCCCCUCCCAUUCUUAUCGGAGCAGAAACCUCCGGGGCCUAACUGAGCCGCUUGAACAGAACUGAUGCCCAGGCAUGUUUUUAUAACCUGAUGACCAGCAGAGCGAUGGUGAGGAAGAAGAAUCCCCCUAUCCGCAGUGUGGGAGGUGAGGAGGAGGAGGAGGAAGAGGGGAGGAGGCCGGCGGGCGAGGAGGAGGAGGACGGCGAGGAAGACGAGGGGCGCCUGGGAGCCGAGGCCGACCGAAUAAGCCGCCCCUCCGAGCCCGAGGAGCGACUCCGGGGUGAUGAGGAGCCCGACGAGGAGGAAGAGGAGGAAGGAGAAAGUGAGUGCAUUUCCUCGUCUCUCUCGCCCUCAUCCGUCGGCAACGAGGAGCGAGGUGGGAGGAGGGGAGGAGGAGGAGGAGGCGGAGGCGGAGGUCGGCCGUCGCAAGGAGGACUCGCAGCGGCCGUGUCGCAACCCGAAGACAAAGUGGCCAAAGGCGAGCCCCGCGGUCCGGACGGCAGGGCGGAGUCGGCCCCGGACACGCCGCCGCUCUCCUCCAGCCCCUCCCCCAAGCUGCAGGACUUCAAGUGCAACGUGUGCGGUUACGGUUACUACGGCAACGACCCCACCGACCUGGUGAAGCACUUUAGGAAGUAUCACCUCGGCCUGCACAACCGCACACGGCAGGACGCUGCCCUCGACACACACAUCCUGGCUCUCCACAACAUGGCGCCCCCCCACACACCUCUAGUCAUGCAGGUCGCAGAAGGGCAUAGGAACCAAACCAAAGAGUCUGGCAUGAGCAGGCCGGAGCUCCACCAUCAGCAACAAAGGACGGCGAUGAUGAACGGCACUUAUGACAUCCAGGUGACGUUGGGUGGCACGCUUAUCGGAAUCGGCCGCAAGACCUCCGAUUGCCAGGGCAACACAAAGUACUUUCGCUGCAAAUUCUGCAACUUCACCUACAUGGGCAGCAAUUCGGUGGAACUGGAGCAGCACUUCCUGUCCUCUCAUCCCAACAAAGCCAAGACCCCGCCGGCCACGCCCCUCUCCAACGACGACGGCCAGAGCAAAGGGAGGAGUCCGAUACCGGAUGGGGCGGAGCGAGUGGCGGUCAGAGCGGAGGACGAUUCCCUGGUAGGGUAUUCCAUCCCCAUUCGGCCGGAUUCCUUCGGCUGGCCGGUGGAGGGGGCGCGGGCGUACUACUGGUGCAAGUUCUGCAGCUGGAGCUGCGAGUGGUCCGGAGGCUCGGCCAAGCUUUUAGAACACUAUGAGCAACGGCACAAGAUGAACGUGGCAAGCCCUAACGACUCCAGAAGGGAAGGCGAAAGAGACCACGUUUUGUCCAAAAGUCGCAAGGAUUUGUCAUCCGGUGCCCACCAAGGAGACCCCAACAGCGGCGACGCCGACGCCGUGGUCACCAGCUACAACUGCCAGCUGUGCGACUUCCGCUACUCCAUGGCGCACGCCGCCGACGUGAUCGUGGUCGCUCCCUUGCUGCUGCAUUACCAGCACAACCACUCCAUCCACCGAUGCUGCAUCCAGCACUGCAUGUACUGUCCGCAGGGCCUCUGUCAGCCGCACAAGCACCUGGGGGAGGUGUCCCACCCCUUUGCAUGCCGGAAACCCACCUGUCCAAAAUGUUGCGCCAAAUUCCCUGCGUCCGCCAAACUGCACGACGCGGGCGGCUCCACGCCUCCUCCUCAUCCCAGAAGUGACCCAAGUGUGACGUCAGCGUCUACUGUUCAUCCCUCACACCCCGUUGCCUCGCAAGGCGUCACCCACCUGUGCGACCAGUGCGCCUUCGCCACCGCCGACAUCGACGUGCUACUGCAGCACUACGAUGGCUGCCACAGCCUGAUCAACCUGAAGGGGGGCCCGGCGCACGUGAAGGCCGAGGAACAAGAUGGGGGCGGCAGCGGGCCAGACAAGGAGGCAGGCCAGGAGUACUCUUGCACCAAGUGUCACUUCAUCACCGAAGUGGAGGAGGAGAUCUUCAGACACUACAGGCGUGUCCACGCGUGCUGUCGUUGUCGCCACUGCGACUUCACGGCGGCCGAUUCGUCGGCGCUCCUCGACCAUUUCAACUCGGCCCACUGUCACGACGCCUCGCUGUCGGUAACCGCGCUGACGCCGUCCCUGACGCCGUCGGCCAACGGCUGCUCGGCGCCCUCGACCUUGGCCAUCAAGGAGGAGAGUAAGGGGGAUCUUCGGCUCCUCUACUCGCUGGCGCCGCCCGAGGGACGCCUGGCCGAGGGGGGCCGGGAGGAGAUCGUCAAGAGCGAGGGAGGCGAGGAGAAAGAGAGGGAACGCGAGAAAGGCUGGGUCCUCGGGGAGACGAGAGGCGGCGAGCAGGCCCACGGUCUUCUGUGGGUGCCCAAGGAGCGCAUGGGACCCGACCUCUCCCCGUUCCCCUCACCUCUGUCCGUGGCGUUCGUUUCCGCCAACCAUGAGUCCUCGCAGCAGAAGCGGGCCGGCGGCGUGGCCUCGCCCGGCAUGGUCUACCUUGGAGAUACCAAGUCGUUUUUGGGAGACGCUAAGCUGUACGGUGGCGGGGGGCGGCCGGGUGGAGGUGCCGCACCCAGCGGAGGGGAGAAAAUGAGCCAGAUGACGUCCCAGCAAUACACAAGCGGAGGAGGGAGUGGAGGAGUUCAUGAAGUGAAAGGAGGAGCUGCUAAAGAGGAGUCCCAGUCGCUGCUGCGGCGGCGGAGAGGCAGCGGUGUCUUUUGCGCCAACUGUCUGACGACCAAGACGUCGCUGUGGAGAAAGAACGCAAACGGCGGCUACGUCUGCAACGCCUGCGGCCUCUAUCAGAAGCUGCACUCGACGCCCAGACCUCUCAACAUUAUCAAGCAGAACAACGGCGAGCAAAUCAUCCGCCGACGCACCCGCAAGCGCCUCAACCCAGACACGCUGCCGCCGGAAAACCCCGCCCCCAAGCAGCAGCGCGCCGCCGGCGAGGAACGCGUCAACGGCGACGAGGCGGACAGGAGCUGCGCGUCGGUCAAGAACCAGCAGCAGCAGCCGUCGCCGCGCUCGCGCUCGCCGCGCUCCACGCAGGCCUUUCUGGCCAACCAGACGCUGGAGAUCCACCGCCGCAUGCCGCCGCUGUUGCUCCCGUCGCACCCGCCGUCCUCCGAGAUGGCGGACGCGCUGGCCAAAGUCGAAGCGGGGAAAGGCGGCUCCGGGGGCAGCUCCGAACGAGGGAGUCCCAUCGAGAAGUACAUGCGGCCAUCCAAACCGUCCAGUUACUCUCCGCCGGGCUCGCCCAUCGAGAAGUACCAGUACCCGCUCUUCCCGGUGCCGUUGCCCCUCACGCUCUCGCCGGACUUGACGCCCGAGUCGGACUGGCUGCGCUUCUGGACCAAGUACAAGAUGGCCGCCGCCUCCGGCAUGGGCAACCUCGGCGCCGCGGCCGGUUUAGCUAACAACGCGCACUACCUGGGCGCCAUGGUGGCUCCGGUGCAGCCGCACCACCCGCCGAGCUACGCGGUGCCUUACUGCGCCUCGCCGUACUCGCCGCUCCCGCCGCCGCCCGCCCCGGCCCAAUACCCGCCCCCGCCUCUCCACCCUCAAUCCUCGUCGUCGUCCAUGGAGAGCGAAGCGCCUUUGGACCUCGCCAUACGCCAACGGGACGCCACCGAUUCUGCGGAAAAAAGGAAGCGAGGGUCUCCUUCGUCGGAAAGCCUGAAGGUUGACGAUGAGGAAAGCGGCGCCGGGCGGCGGGCGGAAGACGGGAACCCGUACACCCGCGCCACCGCCGACGUCGCCACCCAGGACGAGCGCGGCAACCGCUGCCUGCACUGCGGGAUCUACUUCUCGGAUGAGGUCAUGUACGCGCUGCACAUGAGUUGUCACGGCGACCGGGAACCAUUUCAGUGCGGCUUCUGCCUGCACGUUUGCGCCGACCGCUACGAUUUCACCACGCACAUACAGCGCGGCUUACACCGCCACUCGGACAAAAAGACGCCGGCGGCAAAGGAUCGGAACGCCGCCGUCGCCGACGUGACGCGGAAGCAUCUGGAUUCGGAGGCCGAACGUCGAGAUUUGGAAACGGAGCGUCCCGAUUCGACGCCGAAGGAUCAGGAUCCGAUGGCCCAAUCGAAAGCGGAGGAAAAAGUCGCAGGCGGCGAUGUCCCCCGCGGUGCAAAAAAAGACAUUUCCUGCGACGACGCCACGGACGAAAGUGAGGAAGGGAGCAAAAUGAUGUCUGACGGCAGCGCGAUGGCGUUCCGGGGCGAUGAAGAGCUGGACAAGGGCAAGGCGGAGGGUCAUUGAUGCCCCCUCGUGAACAUCACGCGCGCUCCCGAAGGCGAGCUGGGCAAAACGCAUCCGAAUGCUGGAAUAGAAAUAUCACCCUGCGAAGUGCCGCUGGGAUGGGAGAAAACUCGCGGAGAAACGAUGACUCGACAGAAACGGUUCUGACGGUAUCAGAGCAGCUUUGCAGCUUUUUACAGCGCUACGACCGGCGUGCGUGCGUUCUCCCACUCAGUCUGCUGUGCAAAAACCAAAUCUGAUUUGGACUCGUGCCGUGUCAAAAGUGGUUCAGCGUGUCUUCUGCUGUUGGGUUCAAACAACAAAAA